CUCUCUGGUGCGCGAACUGGGAACUGAUGUACUGUAUUUGUGAUCUGGCCUAGGCCUCUCUGGUGCGCGAACUGGGAACUGCGUGCUUCCGUUGCUUCCGGCUGCGAUUCCGUCUGGCUCGGAAGACUGCCGCUUUCGAGCUGCUUUGGGUUAAGCUGCAUCCUGAUAUCAGUCUACAUUAGUUCUUCAUACAAUGGAAGCCAAAUUCUUCCGCUUCCUCAAGAUUGUCGGAGUCGGUUUCAAAGCUAGAGCUGAAGCAGAAGGCCGGCUCUUGUACCUCAAACUUGGUUACAGCCACGAGGUUGAAUUGACGGUACCUCCCGCAGUUCGUGUAUUUUGCUUCAAGAACAAUGUCGUGUGCUGCACUGGAAUUGAUAAGGAAAGGGUGCAUCAAUUUGCAGCAGCUGUCCGCAGCUGUAAACCACCCGAAGUUUACAAGGGAAAAGGUAUAAUGUACACCGAUGAAGUUAUCAAGAAAAAGGAGGGGAAGAGGUCGAAGUAACCGGGAAAGAUGCUUCCAACUCUUCAGGUAACAUUAGCAUCUACUUCUCAAUGUGGCAAGAAGAUGCAUUCUUGUUUCGGUCGAACUAUUUUCCUGGUGUUGGUUAUUGUCAGCAUAUUUUUCGACUUUUUACCGAUUCAUGCUUUGAGGAGUGUAUGUGUAGCAUAGGAUAAUGGCAUGAUGCAAAUGGUUUUCAAGUCCAUAAUAGAGAGCAAACCAUUCAUGACUCUGCAUUCCAUAUCUGUGUUCAGAAAUUUGUGUGGGAGUGACUAUACAUCACUCAGUUUAGUUCCAUUUGUUAUGUAGAUGGAGCUCUUCUAUUUUGA
Andrographis paniculata is the source of this 828-nucleotide messenger RNA. Its product is annotated as 60S ribosomal protein L6, mitochondrial. The coding region runs from base 194 to 502 and encodes 102 amino acids. Gene Ontology annotation, biological process: translation. The record is from RefSeq and is a predicted model, not a curated record. Lineage: Eukaryota; Viridiplantae; Streptophyta; Magnoliopsida; Lamiales; Acanthaceae. Gene Ontology annotation, cellular component: ribosome. The transcript is spliced from 2 exons. Gene Ontology annotation, molecular function: rRNA binding; structural constituent of ribosome.